This is a messenger RNA of Podarcis lilfordi (Lilford's wall lizard), 10745 nucleotides long. Lineage: Eukaryota; Metazoa; Chordata; Lepidosauria; Squamata; Lacertidae. The record is from the annotation of a GenBank genome assembly.
GACACUACCCAAAGCAGUCCUUUACUACAGUGGCAGACACACCCGAAAACCUUCGAUUGAAACAACAAAGUGAAUUGCAAAGUCAGGUAAGCUGUGAAUUCUUUUGUCUAUGUGGUGAACCUUGUUCUUAGCAAUUGGGAUCCAUUAUUCUAAAAUAAAGGCGCAAUGGUGUGAGCACCAAAGGUUAGUUCAAACAACACACAUUGCUGUUUUUCCUCUCACACAUGGAAUUUUGAUGUUCCAAGACAGACACAUAUUCGUGUGAGCAAUAAAAUUUGAAUUUACUGGGGGGUGGGGGUGGAGCUCUAUUCAAUUAUUUGUGAUACCCUUUUUGUUGUUGUUUUGAUAAUGGAAACACUGUUUGACUACUUGGGGUAGGUCCAAGCUGAGGAGGGUCCUGCUCAUAGCUGCCUAUGAGUAAUUAAGGUGCCAUUUUACUUGCGCCAGUGGCAGGUGUUCCAGUUCCUGGGAAGAGUGGCCUUUCCACCUGAGGAGGGAUGCUAGGACCUUACUUGGUUGAGGCAGUCAUCUCUUGGGUGGAGCACCCUUUCCUGCUGCUGACCCUUGUUGGCCCCACUGAUUGCACUCUUGGUGGGGUGUCAUGGGAAGGAAGAGGGAGAAGCAGCUUCUCCAAUGAUCAGCAGGAGGUUGCCUGGUUGUGGGUCACCUGGUUGCCUUGCUGAUGGUGAUGCAUGACAGAGCCUUCUCAGUGGUAGCUCCCUGUAGAAUUUGGAGUAUGGCGAAACAUUAAUAUUUGGCUUUCUUGAAGUCCUACUAAACGAUCAAACUGCUUUUGGCCUAAUGAAGAGUGCUGCCCUGAUCAGGAGAAUCAUGGUCUGCCUAAAUCUGUGAUCAUUUAGUUCACAUGCUACAUUGUGAAUGUGUGGCCAAAGUGGGCACUUGCUACACUUCAUUAAAACAGCUUGCCUUGAUAAAAGUUACUCAUGCUCAAGAGUGCAAGUAACUUGCACCAAGUGAAGAGGGGAAGGCCUGUUCACUCUAAUUCAGCCUUUCCCAACCUCAGGCCCUCCAGUUGUUUGGAAAUACAAUUCCCGUCAGUUGCAGCCAGCACAGCCAUGGUAACUGUGGAGAACAACAGCUGGGCAAAGGUUGCCUUAAUGGCAAAGUGUAAGGUUACCGUAACUUCCAUUAUAGAGCUUCAGUAUGCUGAUGACAACGUAGUGUGCGCAUGCUCAGAGGAUGACCUCCGAACCAUCCUAAAUAUCUUUGCAGAAGCUUAGAUAGGCCAAGAAAAGCUUGGCCUAUCACUCAACAUCCAAAAAGCCAAAGUGCUGAACCAACAAGUACAAAAUAACCCUUCUGCAGUGCCACAAAUCCAACUCAAUGGUGUAACGUAGGAAAAUGUCGAUCACUUCUCCUACCUAGGCAGUUAUCUUUACACAAGGGCCAACAUUGAUGCCGAAAUCCAGCAUCGCCUGAGCUCUGCGAGUGCGGCUUUCUCCCAAUUGAAGUGCAGAGUGUUUGAGGACCGGGACAUUCGCAGGGAAACCAAAAUGCUUGUUUACAAAGCUAUUGUACUAUCAACCUUACUGUAUGCUUGUGAAACAUGGACCACUUAUAAACGCCAUCUCCAACUCCUCAAAAGAUUCCAUCAAUGGUGUCUCUGAAAAAAUCUACACAUCACUUGGGAAGACAGGCAAACUAAUAUCAGUGUGCUGGCAGAAGCAAAGAUCACCAGUGUUGAAGCAAUGAUUCUUCAACAUCAACUUCGUUGGACUGGUCAUGUUGUGCGGAUGCUUGAAGAUCGUCUUCCAAAGCAACUACUCUAUUCCGAACUUAAAAAUGGAAAGCAUAAUGCUGGUGGCCAACAAAAGAGGUUUAAAGACUGUCUCAAGGCAAAUCUAAAAAAAUGUAGUAUAAACACUGACAACUGGGAAACAUUGGCCUGUGAGAAUUCCAGUUGGAGAACAGCCUUUACCAAAGGUGUCAUGGGCUUUGAAGACACUCAAACUCAGGGAGGGAGAAACCUGCUAAGAGGAAGGCAUGCUUGGCAAAUCCACACCAUGAUCAACUCCUGCCUGGAAACCAAUGUACCCACUGUGGAAGUACGUGUGGAUCCAGAAUUCACCUCCACAGUCACUUACGGACUCAUUGUUAAAACCGUGUUUAUGGAAGACAAUCUUACACGGCUACGAGUGAUCGCCAAAGAAGAAGUCUUAAUGGCUCCCAACUGCUGCCUGCCUGCAUAUUUGUAUGCAUAUACAAAAGAAUGCACCAGUGAGAUCGGGAGCAGAACUAUGCUGAGCCCCCAGGAAUCUGCAUGUGCCUGCAGUGGACUAAAUUGCACCACAUGUAUGCAUCGAAGAAUUCAUAUUCUCCUGACUUCAUAAAUAAUAGCAAAUGAAGUGUUUACUUGUUUAUUCAAUUAUUUCACCUAUAGCGUCAGUUACAGUUUAAUUUUUAAUGAUUUGUUGUACUAGGCUCAUAAAUAAUUUACUGCAUUUUAUGCAUCAUGCAGAAAGUGCUUCAUUGCCUAACACAAUCUAAAUUUCACAUCUGCAUUACUCUUUGAUCAAGUCCUGUAAAUCUCAAAGUACAGCCUGAGUUGCUUAUUCCUUUGACUAGGAUGCAACUCCUCAUUAAUACUAGUUGCAUCCUAGUGAAAGUUUUGUUUUGUUUUAUAAGGAAUUCGAGCAAAGCAGAGGAAAAGAUGGCACACAGAUGUUCGAGAACUUUCAUAUGUUCACUAAAGGCAGCGAAAUAAGUUUAUGUGCGGUAAUCUAUCUAAAUCAUCUUUUGUAGUGUUCCUUUUUUAGCCUUGCAGAGAAUAUUAUCUUAAUGAGGCACAGGAUGGUAUUCAGCUGAGUUUUACUCAGAGUAGGGAAUAGUGGAAAAUAAGAAACAAUUAAUAAGUUUGGUCAAUUACAGAUGAUGAAUUAGUGGUUGUUUAGUGGAGGAGUUUGAGGGGGGAACCCAGAGUGCUGUUUCAGUGUACAUAGGACCAAGAGACAUGGAUGAUGAGGGAACUGCUGCAGUGACCUACAAUUCCUGUGCCAUGUCGUCUUCCUGCCUGAGAACGUACAGAGUUAUACCUGCAGCAAAACUGCUUCACUGAAGGUUUUUAAGCAGAGGGUGGAUGUUCAUCUGUCAUGGAUACUUCAGCUGAGAUUCCGGCGUUGCAGGGGGUUGGACUAGACAACCCUCUGAGCCCCCUUCCAAAUCUACAAUUAAUUUAAAAAAUACCAGCAUUUAAUCUGCACUAGUGGUGUUGUCAAUGUUAGUCAAAAUAUUCAGGUGUUAUGUGCAAUUUUAACUAUAUUUGAAAACGGUGAGGUAUAAACCAAGGUGGUGUUACUGACAACAAAAAACGGUAGAGGUAUGAAGUGCUACAAAUAUCUUAAGUGGCAGGAACAAAAUGGCACAACUGAAUCGAACAUUGUCCUAGAAAAUUAUAUGAAGGAUGACUGCCCUUUCCCGACAAUUCUCAGUGUGUGUAAGGGGGAGUGAGACUGUACUAGCCAGCCCCUGAUAUAGAUGCACAACAUUCCUUUGACCACACACCCAUCAUUCACACGUUCAGAUGAUUUUACAAAAGGGGCUCUUAUGCGUGUGUAGCCCUAUGCAAUCAAGAACUCUAUUCAGUUUGUCCAACCUGAGUUCAGUGAGGCUUAUUUCCAUGUAAGUGUGCAGUCCUAACAUUUGUCAGGUUCAGUAGCUAGCUUUCUAAUUAAAUUCUUCUUGCCUGCUUGAUGGAGGAAAGUUUGUCUUAUCUUGGUUCAAUAAGCGGUGUUCUCAUAACACAGGAAGCUUCCUUAUAUUGAGUCUGACCAUUGUUCCAUCUAGUUCAGUGUUGUCUACACUGAAAGGCAGCAGCUAUCCAGGAUUUCAGACCAGGGUCUCUCCCAUUUCUACCUGGAGAUGCCAGGGAUUAAACAUGGCCCCUCUCCAUUCAAGCGAAUGCUCUAUCACUGAGCUAUGGCCCUCCUCUCUAUUAAACAAUUUUUGCCCCUCCACCCUCUCUGAAGGUUGUGUUUCUGUCAAACUUUUGCUUUGUUGUUUCUCAUUUAGGUUCUGACUUCCUCUAGGCGUUUAAAAUAUUUAGUUACUAAAGAAGUCCAUAUUUUUAUAACUUGAAAUUCGGUAUGAUUUUCAAAAAAGCUGAUUUUCAAAAAAAAAAAAUUUAAGUCAGGACACCUGAAUGUCAUUAAUAUUAAAUGACAAACAUUGAUUUCUGGUGAGACUUCCUAAUUUUGUAGUGCUUAAUUUGCCUGAAGCAUGGCUCAAAACCACAAAGGAGCAUGUCAGGUAAAUAUAUUCUACGCUGCAGCGUGAAGCUUAAUUGGAACUGAUCGUGAAAUGCUUGAUUUGAAAAGCUAUUGAUUUUUUGUUCUGUCGUGUUUAGUUCGUUUUGAAAUGAUGAACAUUUAUUGCAGAUGUUUAGCUCUAGUAGAGUUUUUAGUAUCCUGACCAGCACUGUCUGAAUACACAAACAACUUCCUGUAUAUUUUGAGAGGCUGAAGUAACUCGCUUUUAAAAAAUCCGCCUACAAGAUGCAUAAUUUGGUUUACCUGAACGUUUAAAACAUGAAAAUAAAACUAACUAAGCUUGAUACAGGGAAAGUAUGCAACUGCCUACUAGAGGGCAAAUUUUAAAACUAUCUCAGAAACAAAAUGAUUCUUCCCUAUAUUUUCAGGAAACCCCGUAACACUUCAAAACCAGUCCCUUUGCUGGGUAAUUCAGAUAGAAAUAGGAUUGGGGUUCCUUCCUUUCCGAUGCUAAUCAAAUGUGGAAACAGAAGAAUUGUGAUUUAUGCUUCCUGUAUUCCAUUCAUGCAUACCAUUAAUCUCAGCCCUUUAUUAUGCUUCAGAUUAAAGCCAUGUGUUGUGGAAUAGAAGGCUGUGCUUCCACACAAUGCAAUGGAAGUGUAUUUCAAGCUAAUGUGCAAUAGCCUAUUCUAAUUUAUCCAAUUCUGUAGAAUAUUCUGACAUUAAUCCACCUAGUUCAGACAUAGCAGGGAACUCUGGCUUAAUUCAAGCCAGGAUAUUUGACCUGAAGCUGCAUGCAAUGGGAGGAGGGAAGUGGUGAGGGAGGAGCAUGUGGCCGUGGCUUGUGGCACUUGCCUGAAGCUGACGAUGAAUGCCCAAAUGCGGCCAGUGCCACAGUGAGGUAAAGUGUUUCCUCUCUGUGCAAGGAGUAUUUAUUUAGGACAUUUUUUUACCCUGUCUAUCUUCAACCAUGGAACUCAUGGUGACAUUCAUGUGCUCCCCAUUCCAGGCACUGAUAAGACACAGAGCAGCUUAGCUUUAUUCAAGACUCCCUUAAAAAAUGUUCAUUCUCUUCGUCUUUCACUUUUAGGCAAUUUGAACUGAAGGUUUGCAGGUGGACAAUGUCAGACACUGCCAUUAGCUUGCUCAGGCUAUUUUAGAUGAAGACAUAUGUGCUGACCUCGCGUUUGAAGCGAUAUACUGCUAUCUUUUCAGUUAUCUGAAUCAGACACGAUGCUUGAGUGUUUCACGUGUGACAAUAAGAAUUGUUGCUUAGAAAGAACAUUUGAUGUAAACUUCGCUCUUCCUUGCUUUCUCGGUUGCAUGAACACUAUUCAGAAAUCACAGUCCUUCAUGCCUAUAACACAAAGUUGUUAAAUACCAAACUAGAGAGUGUUUUCUGCUUCAAUCUCACAACUAUAACAAAGGGCCAUCUUCUAUCUUGUCACUGGUCCCAUGUUCCUACUUUCUUUUUUUUUUUUAUGGCUGUAUUUGCAUUUUACAUUUUAAUUUUUUAAAAAAUGGAUUCAUAGCAGUUUCAAUGUCAUUUGGUAUUGGUAUUCUUGACCAAGAGCAAACUGAGAGCAGAUGGUUGACCGAGAGUGAUGCCACCUGGUCUGUCACUAGUGCCAGAUAUGUUAUCUCCUAUCCAUGGACGUUUGUGACGAGAGAGGGAGACCAGAUAAAAGGCAAACUGUUUGUAAAUAGGCUAUCCAAAAUAACACUGGAAUGCAGGAGAAAGUAUGAAAAUCCUAGCUUGCCUAUGCCCUAUAUUGUCAUUCUGUUUCUUUCCUUCCAGGUAUAGCUUAUGGAAGUUUGUGUUCUUAAUUCCUGAAUCCUUAAUGCACACCAUUUCCCUUUCCUUUAAUAAACUAGUGUGUGUGUAUGCACGCACAUGCGCUCCUAGGCAAUGAUGAAAUGAAGAUACAUGCAUACAUACAUUAGGUGUCUCUAGUAGUAUAGUUCAUUGAAACGCUUCUUUUUUUGAAUAAAAUGCUUUGUCCACCAUUCCCCUUCAUUUUAUAUUCAGCUGCAUGAGCAGGGGUUACCUUUUUUGUUUCCCAUAACAGAACAAUAUAACACAAUACAAGGUUACAACUAAAAAGAAAUCUUUAUUUCUUUUUUUGCUCAAACUAAAGAUGCUCAGUUUGCUCCACUUUGGCACUGUGGGCUGCCUUUGGCUGCAGUCCUAAGCGUACUCUCUAAUGAGUAAAUAAACAUGCUUAGGGUUGCCCUGUCAAUCUGAUGAGCCAAUGGCUGUGGUUUGAAGAAAACAGCCUGGCAAGCCAAAUUGGACUCUCUGGCAGGCUAAUAUUGGCCCACAGGCUGGAGGUUCCCCAGCCUGCCUUAAGCCAUAGUUAAUAUUAACCACCGUUCCAGAUACAUCACAAUAAACCAUGGUUAACUGACAACAUAAAUGAAAGCUUCCAGUGUCUUCCUUGUAGAUGUGCAGUAGCAGGAGAUGGGGAAGUUCAAGGCUUGUACGUGUAACACUAAAUGACUGUAUGGGUUCAAAGCCUUGAGUUAUAUAAACAUCUUAUAUGCUUACCUUUUGGUAUUUUGGAAAUGGGCAAGGUAAAAAGAAGUGUUAUUUUCUGUCUUCAAGAUUCUUUAUCCUGGCCUUUUCAGAUAUCAGGUUUUUUUAUACACCACUCCAGAUAGAUUUCAGCUGCAUCAACCUUUGUCAUCAUUACUUCUUUAUUUUUGUUUGACCUUUUCAGAAAUCAUAGAAAAAUGAGGCAAUGCUGUACAACCAUUAAUUACUGUUGCUUCUCUAUUUUAAAGAAUUUGAACCUACCCUAUCCUUUAACUGUCAAGCACUUAAUUAUUGAAUGUUCACAGCCUCCCCAUUCUUAUCCAACAAAACCCUUGCAGAUGGCCACAGAAACAUUUGCAGGGAGAUUUGCCCAGUUAACUACAUGAUACAGAACCUCCCACUUCUUGACCAUUUGGUGGUGAUGCAUCAUAUUAUCCUCUGUGAUUAUUGCAGCAGCUGUAGGUUUUUGUAAAAAAAAAUUAAAUAAUCAGUUUACUUAGUGACUGUAGUGCAUAUAUUUUGUUAAAAAUAUUUUGCAUACAAGGGUGGAAUUUAAAUUCAAGAAAAAUGUGCCCCCCCCCCCGAAUAUGUGGGGCUGAUGCAAACAGUGUACCACAAGUGCAAAGCAAGAGCUGGAAACAUGUUUCGAGCCAGGUGAAAACAUUCCUCUUCUAGUCCUUUGGCUAAUUAAACAAUCUGUGUGUUUUUAAACUGUGUGUUUGUGUGGGGGGUGUUUGUUGUUUUGUUUGUUAUUCUGUUAUCUUUUUUCUGUUGACUGUAAACUUUUCUGUGAUGAAAGGACCUUUAUAUACAACUGAAGGGCAGUAUAUAAAUGUAAUAAAACAAUGUUAUUUUUAUUACAUUUAUAUGUAAUAAAUGGCAAGAAAAGUGAACGGAGCCACAAGUUAUGGGCAAACGUAUUGCUUUUGAUUAUUCAGAAAUGCUUAAGCCUUUUGUCUUUAACAUAAACGGGCUUUAUAGUAGGGAGGUGCCAUUUUUUACAAUAUUGUUUUCUGUUGGUGUGAGAUUUUCAGCUCACAGAACUCAUUUAGAGGAGUUUUAUCGGAUUUGCAAGUAUUGGGUUAUACAAAACACAUUUGCUUAAAAUUUGCUUAAAAUACUUCUCCAAACCAUGGUUUAGCAUGAAGUCAUGGGUUCCUGGGGAGGAGAUUGCAGCUGUUCUGCUCCUCCUUGGUUCUUUUAUCUCAUAGCUAAGAAGGAGGGAGCUUAACCAUGAGCCUAGGUUAAACAGUAUGUUAAGCCAAACCUUGGUUUAGCAGCUAUACCACACUAUAUUGAGCUAAAAGGACUGGAGAGGGGCACAGCAGGUACAAGCACCUCUCUGGGAGCCAACGUGAUCAUACAGUCCAGGCAAGCCAUAGUUUGGCUUACUGAGUCAUGCCAACAACAUGGGCGUAGCCAGUAUUUUUUUUGGGGGGGGGCAGAACCUCAGUUUGCUAUGUAUUUUUAUUGAUUUGGGGGGGCAGUUGCCCCUCCCAAGGCCCCAACAAGGCCAUAGUAUUUACUUUUGCUUUCUUUUAUGUUCUGAAAUAUUUCAACCAUUUCUUGCAUUGUCUAAGAGUUCCAUCUGGCAUGUGGCUAAACUGAACAUGAAACCUGGUUUCUCUUGAAGCAGUUACAUACAGUGGCAUGUAUCCCAUGCCGUUCAUCCUCUGAAACAAUGAUCACUAAUGUAUAAGAAAGUAAAUUCCAUUGAUUUCAGUUAGAUCCUUACAUUGGACAGUGUAUAUCGAGAUGCAUGCUGUUGAAUCAGACCAAUAUUGGUUGAAAUCUUGCAUAGUUUGGAGAACUGGAAGAAGUAAAUACUGUGCUUUACCAUAGUAUCUAAUAAAUCAUGAAUGGCUUCAGCUAGAGACAUUUAGAUGAAUUUUGUGGUAUGCAGAUGGCAUUAUGUGGCCAUCUUUUAUUUUGCCCUUCUUCGUGAUCAACCAGCUCUGCGUGCUAAGAAUGCCUGCGGUAAAACUGUUCCGUUGAUUAAAUGAAAGUAGGAUGUGCUAAGGUGUUGGCAGCAUUUUGUUCACCCAAAGCUUCAUUUGGUGGCAUAGUAUAUAGUGAAAAUAACGUUUCUCUGUUUUCUGUUUGAUAGGUCAAAUACAAACGUGACUUUGAGGAAAGCAAAGGAAGAGGUUUCAGCAUUGUAACUGACACACCGGAACUGCAAAGACUGAAAAGGACUCAGGAGCAAAUUAGUAACGUAUGUGGCCCAUUGAUAGUAGUUCAGAAACGUGAUGCACAAGUGAAAUGGCAUGGUUGGAUCCGAUGGAAUGUUUCCAGGUGUGAGUUUGUAUGUAUGUGGGGACUGGAAUGGUUUUAUGCUUUUGUGUUUGUUGUGCUUGAGUUCGAAGCUUUGUGUUGCUUGUGUAGCACGAUGGUGGUGUGUGUUUCCCCUCUCCAUACCAAUUAAAGGUGGACUUACUGUUUACAUUCAUUCCUUUAGAGAAACAAUUUCUUGCAAAUAAGCACCUUUCUGCUUUCAUGUAAUGUGCAGGAUAAAAACAAUAAACCAAAUUUCCAGGUAACUUCAUCUUGCAGAAUUACUUUACUUACAAAUAAUAAUGGUUUUGCUUCUCUUUGCCAUGUCUGUAACUCUUGGCUUAAUAUAUAAUGUGGGUCAUGCUCAAUCAGUGAUGUGAGUUUUCUUCGAAAAAAAUCCUGUGCAGAUUAGGAUAAUCUGCACUGAAAAUUUUCCAGAGUGCACUGGAAUUUUUUCCCCCUGAUGUCCUGGAGAGCAGAAGUGGACAUAAGUGCUUCCUUGACCUCCUGGUAGGUAAGUCACUACUGCUUACCAGAAAUGGGAGAGGCGAGGCAGCAGGGACAUGGUGAAAAUGCACAAGCCUGAGCUAAUCUGGCACCCCGCCAGUGCGUUUGCACCACACCUCCUUCCUUUCCACCUUGUCCUUCCGUAAGUGCCCCCACCCAGCCAUGCUAUCUGCUAUUGUUACAAAGUGUUCUGUAACAAUGUUUGUUUUACUUGCAUCUAGUAUGCAAAACUCAUAACUCUGAAACUGCCAAUGGUGCCUUAUAGCGCAUUUGCAAUGGACUUCAAUAUAUUAUUUCAUCUAAUUCUUAUUUUAACUGCCUUUAGAUAUACCACACAGCCAAGUUGUAUUGACUAAAACAUGAUUGAAAUUGCCAAGAAAAAGGGUUGAUUUUAAAUAAUUGUUUCCCAAAUAAGCAUGCAUACCAUUUGGUUAUUGGGACAAAUUAAAACACAUCUCUUUUGACAGCAAAUAGUCUUUAUACUGCUCAGGACUAUAAAACAAGACUUCUGGCCAUGUACAGUGGUACCUCGCAAGACGAAUGCCUCUCAAGACGAAAAACUCGCAAGACGAAAGAGUUUUUAGUUUUGUGAGUUGCUUCGCGAGACGAAUUCCCCUAUGGGCUUGCUUCGCAAGACGGAAACGUCUUGCAAGUUUGUUUCCUUUUUCUUAAAACCGUUACAGUAAUACAGGGUGCAUUGCUUGAAGAGGUGCAGUUGUGACUUGACUUCGGGGAGCAACUCAUAGCACGCGGUGUGGUAGCCUUUCUGAGGUUUUUGAAGAUUUUUUUGAAAAAAUUGAAACCGUGCUUCGCAAGACGAAAAAACUCACAAGACGAAAAAACUCGCGGAACAAAUUAAUUUCGUCUUGCGAGGCACCACUGUAGUUCGCAUGAUUUUGCAUUCCACAAUUUGAAUCUUGCUUUUGGGGAUGUGUUGUUGUGAAGUUCUGAAGGUGUGGUGAUAUCGCCCCUUUAAGUCUGGUUUAUGGGAAUGGGUUAGAUCCUCAGAAAUAAUGAGCUUACAUGCAGCUGCCUCCCUUUAAGGCUUCAAGACCGGUGUCACAAGGUAUUUAGGUGGAAGAGGUGAACGCCCAUGGUCUAAGUUCCCAUAAAACCUGGAUUGGUGGGAGCUCUCUGUAGCUAACCAGGCAAGGUCAGCGUCUAUUGGGGCUUUUGACAGCAUCUUCUUCCAUUGCUCAGCC